CCCGUGACGUUCGUGCCGGUUUGUCGAAACGUCCGAUACGUCCGAUACGUCGUCCUUAUCGCGUUGUCGUUGAGCCCUCCUCGCAUCAGUUUCUUCAAAUACCAAAAAUCUCGUUCAGUAUCACAACGUAAUAAUUAAGUAUAAUCAAAUUAUCUCACCGAGCAGGAUACAAAUAAAUUGCUUUGAGAAUCGGAAAAAAAAGAAGAGAAAUAUAUCUUGUUGUACCCUGCUGCAUCGUGAUCUGGCUCUCGAAGAACGACGAAAGGUGCGAGAGAAGAGGCAGGCACAUUCGGAAAACAAAGAGGGUUGGUUUAUUUAGUGCGCGAGUUGUUACGAGAAUUUCAACUCCUUCGGAAAUUAUUAAAACGCGAAAGGUGUAUUGAAUAUAGCCCCGAGGGAUUUACGAAAAAAUAAUAUAUAAGUCGCGAGAAUCGCGAGAAUCGCGAGAAAGAAAAGAAAAGGCGAGUUGAAAAAUGCCAGCUAGAUUCGAGAGUGCGGCGAACGCACCUAUAGUACGGGAUCCAAGUUCGACGAACGGCGGUGGCGGUGGCGGUGGCGGUGGCGGCGACGGGGCAUACGCGAUGGAGAACGAUAUCGUUAUAACAGGAUUGUCCGGACGUCUGCCGGAAUCGUCAAACAUGGAAGAAUUCAAAGAUCAAUUGUUCGAGGGAAUAGAUUUGGUGACGGACGACGAGAGAAGAUGGCCGCGAAAUCUUCAUGGUUUGCCAGCGCGUACGGGAAAGCUCAAGGAUCUCAAACACUUUGACGCAACGUUUUUCGGAGUUCACGCCAAGCAAUCACAAGUAAUGGAUCCUCAAUUGAGAUUAUUGUUGGAAUGUACGCACGAGGCUAUAAUAGAUGCCGGAAUAAAUCCUGUUGAUCUGCGAGGUUCGAGAACGGGUGUGUUUAUCGGUGUUUCGGAUUCCGAGUCGGACGAAUAUUGGACCGCCGAUCCGGACAAGGUCAACGGUUACGGUCUUACCGGAUGUUGUCGGGCAAUGUUCCCGAAUCGUUUGUCGUACACGUUCGAUCUCAAGGGGCCCUCGUUCGCGGUCGAUACCGCGUGUUCAUCGUCGCUUUACGCGAUGCAUCAGGCAAUACUUGCGAUUAGAACGGGCGAGUGCGACGCGGCGAUCGUAGGAGGCAGCAAUCUCAUUUUAAAGCCUACGAGCUCCCUCCAAUUUCAUCGUUUGGGCAUGCUCUCGCAGGACGGUGAGUGCAAAGCUUUCGACGCUUCCGGCAACGGUUACGUCCGCUCCGAGGCGAUAGUAGUUAUUUUAUUACAAAAAUCACGGGACGCGAAGCGAGUUUACGGAACGGUAGUUAACUCAAAGACGAACGUCGAUGGGCACAAGGACAAAGGUAUUACCUUUCCGAGCGGUCCGAUGCAGAACAGACUCAUGAGGGAGAUAUACGCCGAAUCCGGUAUCGAUCCGAGGGAGGUCGUUUACGUCGAGGCCCACGGAACCGGUACCAAAGCCGGUGAUCCGGAAGAGGUUAACUCGAUCGCCGAUUUAUUUUGCAAAGAUCGCAAGGAUCCGUUGCUCCUCGGAUCCGUUAAAUCGAACAUGGGUCAUUCGGAGCCUACGAGCGGUCUUUGCUCCCUCGCAAAAGUAUUGAUCGCGAUGGAAGCCGGUGUAAUACCGGCAAAUUUACACUUCAAAGAGGCGAAUCCCGAGAUACCGGCAUUGAAAGACGGAAGAAUACGGGUGGUCGAUCGGCCGACAGCCUGGAACGGUGGCCUCGCCGCUAUAAAUUGUUUCGGAUUCGGAGGUGCGAACGCUCAUAUUUUAAUACGGAGCAAUUUCAAACCGAAAUUGUCACCGGUCCCCGUUAACGUUGGAAUACCAAAAAUUGUGCUCGUUUCGGGGCGUACCGAACAGGCCGUCGAUUAUCUUCUCGAACGUACGAGACAGGAGGAGAACGACGAUGAAUUUAUUUCCCUUAUACGCGGCGUGCACGAGAAAAAUAUAGCGGGACACGGUUGGAGGGGUUACGAGAUUCUCGGCGGAGAUACGAAUCGCGAGAUAACCGGUGAAUCGGUGUCAUCGGUAAAACGACCAAUUUGGUACGUAUUCUCGGGGAUGGGAUCCCAAUGGGCCGGUAUGGGUAGACAGAUGUGGCCGAUCGAGCCCUUUCAAAGGGCCCUUAGAAGAUGCGCCGAGGCCCUUAAAACGGAAGGCGUCGAUCUGUUGGAGCUCGUGCACAACGGUACGAACGAGACGUUCGAGGACGUACUGUACAGUUUUGUCUCGAUAGCGGCUAUUCAGGUGGCUCUGGUGGAUGUAUUGAGGACGAUGGGCAUCGAACCGGACGGUAUCGUCGGGCAUUCGGUCGGUGAGCUCGGCUGUGCUUACGCGGACGGUACAUUUACACCGGAACAGACGGUAUUGGCGGCUUAUUGGCGUGGUAAAUCAAUUCAGGAGGCUAAAUUACCGCCGGGAGCGAUGGCCGCGGUCGGCCUCGGCUGGGACGAUACGGCAAAACGUUGCCCGCCCGACAUAUUUCCCGCUUGUUACAACGGCGCCGAUUCCGUAACCGUUUCCGGCCCGGUCGAUUCUAUAGCAAUGUUCGUCGAGAGCCUAAAGAGCAACGACAUAUUUGCCAAAGUUGUCGACAGCUCCGGGGUAGCUUUUCACAGCAAAUACAUAGCCUCGGUCGGACCUAAACUACGGGAGUACCUCGAGAGGAUAAUACCGAACGCGAGGCCGCGUUCAUCGAGAUGGAUCUCGAGCUCGUUACCCGAGAGCGCUUGGAGCACCCCGCUCGCUCAGUACAGCUCGCCGGCUUAUCACGUAAACAAUAUAUUGUCACCGGUACUGUUUCACGAGGCGAUCCAACGCGUACCCGAGAACGCUAUCGUCGUCGAGAUAGCGCCUCACUGCUUGCUCCAAGCUAUUCUUCGUCGCUCGUUGCCCAACACGGUAACCAAUGUCGGACUCAACAAGCGCGAUCACACCGACAAUCUUGGAUUCUUCCUUUCGAGUAUUGGCAAAUUUUAUAACGCCGGUGGCCAACCUAUCAUCAGCAGGCUAUAUCCACCGGUUAGCUAUCCCGUUGGACGAGGCACUCGUAUGUUGGGCUCCUUGAUAAAAUGGGAUCAUUCGGUCGAGUGGGACGUUGCUGAUUUUUCUGGACGUUCCGGCAAUUCCGGCCGGACCCUCGUAGAAAUUGAUCUUUCGAAAGAGACCGACGCCCAUUACGCCGGUCAUACGAUAGACGGUAGAAUUCUCUUUCCCGCAACCGGUUAUCUCACCCUCGUAUGGAAAACUUUCGCCAAGCUUAGAAACACCGAUUACGAAAAUUUGCCGGUCGUCAUCGAGAACGUACAAUUUUUGCGAGCGACCAUUAUGUCGAAAGAUGGAGGUACCCCCGUUCGUUUUUUCAUAAACAUAUUCGAGGGUACCGGCGAUUUUGAGAUCUGCGAAGGUGGAACGCCCGCCGUAAUUGGCAAAAUUCGAGCCUCCGAAAACAUCGAUACGGAUCAAUUGAAUUUACCGAUACCACCACCACCACCACCGUCAUCAUCCACAAUUACCGAUCCUGAAACGCUCUCACCUCUAUCCACGGCCGACGUAUACAAGGAUCUUCGUCUGCGCGGUUACGAUUAUACCGGAAUAUUUCAGGGAAUAAAAACUUCGGACAAUCGCGGAUCGGUUGGUAAGCUCGCUUGGAACGAAGAUUGGGUUUCCUUUAUCGACACGAUGCUGCAAUUCGGUAUUCUUGGCAAAAAUACCCGCAAUCUUUAUUUACCAACGCGCCUCCAGUAUACCGCCAUUAACCCCCUCAAGCACAAACAAUUGGCGGCUAAUUUGCUCAAGGACGAGGGUAUCCCCGUUUACAAUUAUUCGAACGUUGACAUAAUCAAAUCGGGUGGGAUCGAAUUACGCGGAAUGAAAGCAUCCCUGGCGCCCCGAAGACAACAGCUUCAAUCCUCGCCCAAACACGAGAGAUAUCUCUUCGUUCCUUAUGACAAUUCUCAGGUUCUCGUUGAAGAUCCCGAUAAAGCCAAGACUCACGCGUUGACCGUUCUCUUGGAAAUUGUCCUCGAGAAUUUCGGCGCUUUGAAGAUCAAAGCUGUCGAGGUUACCGGGGAUCGGAAUCCCGAGGCCCUUCUCGCUCCUCACGUCGUAGAUAUCUUCCACUCGCAGCCCGAUAUCAACGUGGAGCUACAAAUAGCCUCGAUGCUAACGGACAACUAUACCGCGCUCGCCGAACAGUUAAAAAUGAAUACGGUUGCCCGAGACGUAAGGAAAGCGCCGGUGGGUCAAGAUCUACAAUUGGUCGUCGCAGCGGAUGUCUUGAGCAACGGUGAAUCAGGAAUAUUGAAAAAUCUAGCGAGUUCCCUGAAAUUGGGCGGUUACGCGCUUCUCGAGGAGACCGGCGGUGCGAACAACAUUGAGACAAAGUCGAUCGUCAACGGAACGGGCCUUUUGACAGUCGCCAAGCAAACGGCUCCCGGAAAGAGUUAUAUACUUUUGAAGAAGGAGGAAAACAACGCGGAACCGAUAAUCAUUCAGAUUACGGAGAAAAAUUUCUCGUGGCUCGAGGGUGUUAAAGCGGCAUUAAAAAAAUCAGAAACUGAGAAUGAAAAAGUACUGCUCGUUAGCCAAGGUGAAGAAUUACUCGGUCUCGUCGGUCUUAUGAAUUGUAUAAGACGCGAAGUUGGAGGGAUGAACGCGCGUUACGUAUUUAUUCAAGACAAAAAUGCUCCAAAGUUCAAUCCGAGCUCAAAAUUCUACAGUGAACAAUUGGACAAACAAUUGAUGGCGAAUGUUCUCAAGGGCGGACGGUGGGGUAGUUAUCGUCAUUUACGGCUCGAUCAACAGAGCGACGCUCCCUCUUUGCAGGUCGAGCACGCUUAUGUAAAUGCUCUUGUCAGAGGUGACCUCAGUAGUCUUGGAUGGAUCGAAGGACCCCUCAGUUAUUAUCGACCGGAGAAAUAUCCAAACACGGAAUUGUGUACCGUUUAUUACGCACCGCUCAACUUUCGGGACAUAAUGCUGGCAACCGGUAAACUACCACCGGAUGCUUUGCCGGGUGAUCUGGCGGGUCAGGAUUGCAUUUUGGGUUUAGAGUUUACGGGACGCGACAGCAAGGGUCGUCGGGUUAUGGGAAUGGUAGCCGCAAGAGGAUUGGCAACUACGGUCUUGGCCGAUCCGGGUUUCAUGUGGCAAGUACCGGAUAAAUGGAGCCUCGAAGAGGCAGCAACGAUACCGGUAUGUUACGCGACCAGUUAUUACGCCCUGGUCGUUCGUGGACGUCUAAAACCGGGCGAAAGCAUUCUUAUACACGCGGGAUCGGGCGGAGUGGGUCAAGCAUCGAUAGCCAUCGCCCUUCAUGCAGGUUGCAAAGUAUUCACGACCGUCGGAUCCCAAGAGAAGCGAGAUUUUAUAAAAAGAACGUUCCCUCAAUUGACCGACAAUAAUAUCGGCUGUUCUCGCGACACGAGCUUCGAACAGCUCGUACUUUCCGAGACGAAUGGCCGCGGAGUUGACGUCGUUCUCAAUUCUUUGGCGGAGGAAAAACUUCGUGCGAGCGUACGUUGUCUCGCCAAGGACGGACGAUUCCUCGAAAUCGGUAAAUUCGAUCUUUCCAACGACAGUCCUCUGGGCAUGUCGUUCUUCCUCAAAAACACGAGCUUCCACGGUAUCCUUUUGGAUGCUCUGUUCGAGACCGAUAGCGCCGACAAAAGGGAGGUUGUGAGACUCGUCAGCGAAGGAAUUAAAAACGGCGCGGUAAAACCUCUACCGGCCACGGUAUUCUCGGAACAACAGAUCGAGCAGGGUUUCAGAUUCAUGGCUACCGGUAAACACAUUGGUAAAGUUUUGAUCAAAAUACGGGAGGAGGAGGAGGAGGAGGAGGAAUGUAAAAUGAAGUCGACGCUUCUUCCACCGGGCAACAAAACCGUAGCUGCGAUUCCACGAACUUAUAUGAAUCCCGACAAGUCUUACGUUCUCGUUGGUGGCCUCGGAGGCUUUGGACUCGAAUUAGCCGACUGGUUGAUCACUCGGGGAGCUCAAUACAUCGUCCUCGUAUCUCGCUCGGGUGUUAGAACCGGCUAUCAGGCAUUGUGCAUUCGUCGCUGGCGGGAAAUGGGAAUAAAGGUAAUCGUAUCUACGACGGACGUAACCAGUUUGAGCGGAGCUGAAAAACUUAUCGCGGAAGCAAACAGAAUUGCUCCCGUCGGUGGUAUAUUCAAUCUUGCGGCUGUUCUUCGGGACGCUCUCAUCGAGAAUCAGGACGAAGCCAAUUUCAGAGCUGUUGCUUUGCCAAAAAUCGAUGGAACCAAACAUUUGGACACCGUUUCGAGAAGGUUGUGUCCCGCUCUCGAUUACUUUGUUGUAUUUUCGUCCAUCUCGUGCGGACGCGGUAACCUCGGACAGACUAAUUACGGACUCGCCAACUCUGCCAUGGAGCGAAUCGUAGAACAUCGACAGGCGAAUGGAUUGCCCGGAUUGGCGAUUCAGUGGGGCGCGAUCGGCGACGUUGGCCUCAUUCUUGAAAUGAUGGGCCUGAAUAACACGGAAAUCGGUGGUACGUUGCCACAACGAAUCUCGAGUUGUCUCGCAACGAUGGACACGUUCCUGCAACAACCCCAUCCGGUAUUGGCAUGUAUGGUCCUGUCGGAUAAAGACAAUCUUGGUAACAGUGCGAAACAGGUCGGCUUGUUGGAAGCGGUUGGUAACAUAUUGGGAAUAAAAGACGUGACGAAUAUAAAUUCGAACAAUAGCCUGGCGGAUCUAGGAAUGGAUUCUCUAAUGGGGACGGAAAUAAAACAAACAUUGGAACGACAUUACGAUCUUGUACUUUCCGCCCCGGAAAUUCGAGGUUUGACUUUCGGUAAGCUCCGGGAAAUGUCAAUCGGAGCUAGUACCGCCGGUGGUGAACAACAGCAGCCUGGUGGAAGCUUGCCGAGUUCCCCAAAAAAAGAAAUCCCCUCGUCAGGUCCAAUACAAAAUUUCGAAUCUCUUCUCUUCCGGUGUUCCGACAACGAGCUCGUACCCAAACAACCUCUCGUACAAUUGGAAUCACGGGCCGCUGCCAGCAACAAAAACGAGGCUCAACCUGUUUUCUUCGUUCAUGCGAUCGAGGGCUCCGUUUCCGCUAUGAAAACUUUGGCAUUUGAAAUCGAUCGACCUGUAUGGGGACUCCAGUGCGCCAAAGACGUACCUGUCGAAUCGAUGGAGGGAUUAGCGGAGUUUCACGUUGCCCAAAUGAAGAGCCUUCGACCCAAAGGACCGUACACGAUCGUCGGAUAUUCUUUCGGAGCAUGCGUCGCAUUCGAAAUGGCCCUUCAGCUCGAAGCACGGGGUGAACGGUGUACGCUUUACCUCUUGGAUGGCUCACCCGAGUAUAUUACACUACAAUCCGCGGCCAUUGGCAAAAAUGUUAUUGAUACCGGAAGCGAACUCAUGAGCAUUGGUUUCUGCAAGGCUCUUGCCUUCUUCGCCCGAGAAUUGAAUCCUGACCUCACUUUUGCCCGGGCUUAUAAUACACUGAAGGAUCUCAAAACCAACGAUGCCAUGAUGGAAAAAAUGUUGGAGCUUCUUAGCGGAACGCCAUUCGAAGUCGCGGACUUGAAAGACGCGGCAACCCUAUUUUUCAAAAAAUUACUAGUGGCCAAUCUCUAUAAACCCGCAAGCAAAUUUCGGGGUCCGAUCACUUUGUUCAAAGUGAAGGAAAACUUUCUCUCGAUAAACGACGAUUACGGUUUAACGGAGAUAUGCGACGAGACUGUAAGCGUGCGAGAGCUCGACGGCAACCAUAGGAAUAUUCUUACCGGAGAAAGUGCGAAAGAGAUAGCGCGGUUAAUAAACAUUUGAGACGAGGACUUUGGGGGAAGAGCGAAAAAGCACAAAAGACACAAAGCAGGUUCGAAAAAGAGGCGAACGAAGAAGUAAUGGUCUAUUAUUCCAUGUUCCCGUGUGAUGGCGGUGAAGUUUCGAGAAUAAAUAUAUACGAGAACGAGAAGACGAUAGGAAUUAAAAAAUCAAGCUCAUUCAUUCAACGGCUAUAAAUCAUUAAAGUUCUUUUUGUAUGAUGAGAGGCGAAAGAAACGAACAUGACAUUUUUCGACUUAAGGAUUUUCAUUAUUAUAGAAAGAAAAAGAAAAAAGAAAAAAGAAAAAAGAAAAAAGAAAAAUACCCCAUGAAUUAUUUUUAUUCGUCAUUCCCGAAUGAGCGUGUGAUAGUUUUAGUUGUUUAAGUCUACGGUAGUGUCUUUGUUCGUUGUUUAUAUUUUUUGGCGUCGACGAUGCAUAAAAGACGAAUGGAAAAACAUUAUUGGGACAAGUGCGGCUAAUCCGGGUACAGACAGUUUCCGUAUGAUUAUCAAUUCCAAUAAAUUAGUUCCGUGCCCAAAUAAUUAAUAUAACUAUAAUUAUUGUAAAAUAAAAUGAACUUAGGACGAAUAA
Venturia canescens is the source of this 8416-nucleotide messenger RNA. RefSeq names its product Fatty acid synthase 1 (gene FASN1). Lineage: Eukaryota; Metazoa; Arthropoda; Insecta; Hymenoptera; Ichneumonidae. Gene Ontology annotation, biological process: fatty acid biosynthetic process. Bases 474 to 7826 code for a protein of 2450 amino acids. The transcript is spliced from 7 exons. Gene Ontology annotation, molecular function: 3-oxoacyl-[acyl-carrier-protein] synthase activity; phosphopantetheine binding; fatty acid synthase activity. The record is from RefSeq and is a predicted model, not a curated record.